This is a messenger RNA of Emiliania huxleyi CCMP1516, 582 nucleotides long. RefSeq lists its product as hypothetical. The record is from RefSeq and is a predicted model, not a curated record. Lineage: Eukaryota; Haptophyta; Isochrysidales; Noelaerhabdaceae. The coding region runs from base 1 to 582 and encodes 193 amino acids. The transcript has a single exon.
AUGGCGCGGGGUGGCGCGGGCGGCGCGUCGGCCGGUGCCGCCGCACACCGGACGUUCUUUCCCGACGGCACGACGCGCGCAGCCGCCGCAGGUCGAUUCGACGAGGACGAGGAGGAGGACGAGGCGGCGGCGGCGGACAUGUGGGCGGAGGUGGAUGCCGAGGUGGAGGAGGCGGGCGGGGCCGCCCGGAUCGGCGGCUCAGCCGGCGGCGGCUCGAAGAACCUUCUCCUCGGCGGCGGCUCGCGCGAGGAGCGGAGGGACGAGCGUGUGGCACGCGCCCUCGCCGCCUCGUACCUCCGGCGGCAGCACGACGAGAUGAGCGAGGCGUGGCGGCGCUCGCUCGCCCACGCCGCGGCGACCGGGUCCGACCCGCGCACGCUCUGCUCCCUCGACGACCCUCUCACGCAGCUCGCGCUCGGGCGGCAGGCAGCCCUCGCGCGCGGGGCUGCGCGCGCCGACGGGCCUCGCAGCGGCGGCGGCAGCCCGCAAAGCCCCGCCAGGAGCCCGCGUUCGGGCGCCCGCGCGGAGCGGAGAGGACAGCCACAGCGGAGACCGGUCGCUCGUGACAAGUUCCCAGGUUAA